This is a messenger RNA of Lates calcarifer (barramundi perch), 1298 nucleotides long. RefSeq lists its product as uncharacterized. The coding region runs from base 45 to 1106 and encodes 353 amino acids. The transcript is spliced from 5 exons. NCBI's taxonomy places the organism in Eukaryota, Metazoa, Chordata, Actinopteri, Centropomidae. The record is from RefSeq and is a predicted model, not a curated record. Gene Ontology annotation, biological process: response to bacterium.
GAAACUAUCAACAUUCCUUCAUUCAGCACAGCUAGUUGAACACGAUGACAGCUCCAAAGUUUGUUGUCUUUCUGACGUGUUUGUUCUUGUGGAAAACAGCUCAGACAACAGCUGUGAAAUUUUCCUCAUCUGUGCAUCAGCAGAGUGAUUUUUUAUCAGUUGAAGCUGGAGGCAGUGUGACUUUACACUGUUUUUAUAAAGACGAUGGUACAGCUUGGCUUUACUGGUACAAGCAAACUCUUGGACAGAAACCAAGGCUCGUCUCCACCUUCUUCGUGUAUGAUGAGAGAGGCACAUUUUAUCAUGAAUUCAAGAACAAUCCACGCUUCACACUGGAAACUAAAAAUGGGAGAAAUCACUUGACAAUUUCUAAUUUACGUACUUCAGACUCAGCUACUUACUACUGUGCAAGAGAUUAUUCACUUAUUUUGGAAUUUUUUGAGGGAACUACUGUCAGUGUAAAGGGUUCAGGUUUGAACAUCCAGGCUUUGGUCCAUCAGUCAGAAUCUGAGACCAUCCAGCCAGGAGGCUCUGUGACUCUCAACUGUAUAGUACACACUGGGACCUGUGAUGGAGAACACAGUGUUUACUGGUUCAAAAGCUCUGAAGAAUCUCAUCCAGGACUCAUUUACACCCAUGGAGACAGGAAUGAUCAGUGUGAGAGGAAACCCAACACACAAACACACACCUGUGUCUACAACUUGCCAAUGAAGAAUCUGAAUCUUUCUCAUGCUGGGACCUACUACUGUGCUGUUGCCUCAUGUGGACACAUACUGUUUGGAAACGGGACCAGGCUGGACUCUGAGGGAUUUACAGAUGAAGUGGACUCUCUUGUCUUGGUGUAUUUCUUGAGUGGAGCUCUGACAUUCAGCACCAUCCUGGUUGUUUUACUGGCUUUCUCAGUGUACAAGAUGAACAAAAGAAACAGCCACCACUCUCCAGACUCUCAAGAAAGAUUUACUGCUCCCUCCUCAACAAAUGUCGAACGUUCUCCAAACGCGGACAACCUCCAUUAUGCUGCUUUAAAUGUCAACCUGCCCAACAGACCAAGAAGACAGCAGGACAACAUCAAGAGUGAAUGUGUGUACUCCAGUGUUAGGCAGUAGAAAUGGACGUUUUUGAUAAAACCAGAACAUUUAGAGGCUCACAUUCACUGAUGGUACACAAGUGACAUGAGCUUAGAGGAUCAAAGAUGUCACAGACUCUUGUUUUUGCCCUAAUCUCUGUAUGUACUGCUGUAUUUGCAUUUCAUGUCAUUAAAGAUCAAAUAAACGUAAUGUAUGCCUGGAACAUCUUGA